AUGGCUCCCGCGACCGCUGGCUUUCUGAGCACACAGCUGCAGAAAUCCUCCGGUCCGUCUGGGUCUCCGGUGCUUAGCACAGUGCCUGUCUGCUUCACACCACAGCGGUCCUUUGCCAGGAUGUCGCAGGUCCUGCCCACAGGUGCUGCCGUCGUCAUCGCUGGUCUGAAGCUGUGUCCAACCUUAAAUGGUUGGAUUGGCAACAUCAACUCUUAUGACGCAGAGACCAGCCGCUACAAUGUGCAGUUGCCCCUGACGGACAACUUCGGUGUCAACCAGAUUGCCAAGAUCAGACCCGAGAACCUGAAGAUCUACCUAACUCCUCAGUGCCAGUUUGCACGACGGACUUCUUGCGCAUAA
Messenger RNA from Symbiodinium sp. CCMP2456, 360 nucleotides. The record is from the annotation of a GenBank genome assembly. NCBI's taxonomy places the organism in Eukaryota, Dinophyceae, Suessiales, Symbiodiniaceae.